CCUUCCCCCAGAUCAAAUAUAGUGCAGUAGUCGGCAAAGAAAAGUGACCACAGCCAAAGCCCAUCCAGCCCUUUGAGCAGCGCGAGCAAACGGACUCGUUUACUGUUUACAGCCUGGAAAGAGACGCCAAGCGGAUCACAUCCGAACCACAUUCUCUACUCAAGGAAGCAUUGGGACUGCUGCUUUUGUGGACAAUUAAAUCACACACGGCGGAUCUAUGAAGACGCAGGGAGGUUUUUUACUCUCAGCACCAGACAGAGGGAACAGGGAGUGAUUCACACCCCCCCGCGCGCGCCUGCACCCCCCAUGCCGGGCAUUAGCUCCACCGCGCCUCGUUAUGAAAACUGGGACAUGGACCACCUCGACCACUACCAACAUUAUUUCUACGACGAUCACCACGACCCGGAUGAGGAUUUCUUCAAGUCCACGGCGCCCAGCGAGGACAUAUGGAAGAAAUUCGAGCUGGUACCGACCCCGCCCAUGUCCCCUAUCCGGGCGGUGGAAGGGUCGGGCAGGGUCGGUCUGCUGUACCCGUCUCUGGGCGACAAACUGGAGUGGGUCUCUCAGUUCUUAGGGCAGGAGGAUGAGCAACAGCAGCAGGACAUGCCCUGCAAGCUCACCACGGCCAGUGACUCCUUCGGGAACCUGAGCUCCAUCAUCAUCCAGGACUGUAUGUGGAGUGGUUUCUCGGCCGGUCAACAGCUGGAGAGAGUUGUAGGGGAGCGCUGCGCCUCCUGUCCCGGGACGGGGGCCGCUGCCAAGGUCGCAGCCGGCUCUGCCCUCACAUCCCCGGGGAGAGCGCAGAGUGCCCUCCCCGACGCGUCGGCCCUCAGCGGACUGGCGGCGGACUGUGUGGACCCGGCUGCGGUGCUCACUUUCCCGUCAACUGGUGCAUGCAAGAAACAAGUGUCCUCUGGUUCAGAGUCUCACAGCGACUCAUCAGAUGAUGAAGAUGACAAGGAUGAGGAUGAAGAGGAGAUUGACGUGGUGACGGUGGAGCACAAGCAGCAACGCAAACCUCGACGACUGGUCAACACUCGAAAACCAGUGACCAUAACGGUGCGGGCCGACCCACUCGACCCCGGCAUGAAGCGUUUCCACAUCUCCAUCCACCAACAGCAGCACAACUACGCUGCACCCUCCCCAGACACACUCCCUCCACCGACUGAGCCUCCUCGGAAGAGGGUCCGGCAGGAGGCCUCCACCCCGGCCACCCAGCCACACCAGAACUCUCAUUACCACCAACCCCGACCCGGCCAUGCCCCUCUGAACUUGGACAGCAGGAAGUCUCAUGUGACUGUGGCUGGAGUCAGGUCAGAGUCCCCUAACCUCAGCGCCUCCUCUCCUACCUCCUCCACGUCACCUUCAUCUCCUCCCUCCUCCUCUUCCUCCUCGAGCUCCCAUCCCCAAAGCUCCCCAUCAAAGGCCCACUUCCUCUCCCACCUCUCCAGUCCCCAGUCCUCUGACUGUGAGGACACAGACAAACGCAAGGCGCACAACUUCCUCGAACGCAAGCGAAGGAACGACCUGCGGUCGCGCUUCCUGUCGCUACGAGACGAGAUCCCAGGCUUAGCAGACUGCCCCAAGACGCCAAAGGUGGCGAUCUUGACGCGAGCCACAGAGUACCUGCAGCAGCUGCAUGCCAGCGAGAGGCAGAAGGCUCAGGAGAGGAAACAGCUGAAAGCCAGGCAGCUACAGCUGCUGCAGAGGCUGGCACACCUCAAACGAUCCUGAGCGACGGGUCGGCUGUCACCGCACACAUACACUCACAGGACUGAACGGGACUACAUGAAGGAGAAAAGACACUAAUGUUCACUUUGAAUUAGUCACAUUGAAAAGGUGCAGUUGGAGUUUCUUUUUUUUUUCUUUUUCUUUUGUUUAUUUUGUGGUUUGCACAUUAGCUUCUGAGUGAUUGACGAGGCCGUAAGCCGGUCAGGACAGCAAACUCGGGAUUGAUCUUACAGGGCAUCUUACAGGCAGAUUAAUAUGUCCAUGGUUACUCAAUAUGAGUUUUUCAAACUGGUAUAUUUCCCUUUGCUAAAAGCUGUUGCUUUUGAAUGCAGCAUCCCCUCAUUGAAAAACUGCUACAACUGAGCUGUUUAACUGCUGCAUGGUCUGGUCAGGCAUUAUUGACAGGGCUUGGUGUGCUUGGACAGCCAUAAUGUUUCCACUCUCUUUGAAGUUUCUCUGCAGAAUCUUCUACAAAUGUAGAGUCCCCUGUUCCUGAGUAUUGGCAUACAACUUGUAUGUUUUGUUUUUAAGUUGUGACUUUCUGUGCUGUGUUCUUUUCUGUUUUCUCUUCUGUUCUCUCAUUAUACCUUUUCCCUGUUUUGUCUUGAUCUUUCCACUACUCUUCUUUUUUUUUUUUUUUUUCCUUGUCAACAGUUGAAGUUGCUGGCAUUACGCUUACUGAUAUUAGGAAUGUGAAGGGGGGGGGGCUGCACCAAGCCAUGCAACAAUAACAUUACACCUGGAAGGGUACACUAUGUUCUACACUUCCUGGACUAGCUCAGGUUAAGUCCUAACUUCUGUGCCUGCAUGUUUCCAUUCAUAGCUUCUGUGUUUUUUUUCUCACGCCACAGAUGUUUCCACAGCAGCACCAUGCCCACAGUAACAGCCAGUUUUGUAGCAUUAUUUGGAAAAAAUGAGAAAAUAUGUGGAGAUUAAUCCUUUUUCCAAUCAACAUCUGAAAAAACAAAAACAUUUCGAUUUCACUUUGUCUUUAUUAUUGUUGUGCCAUGGAGACCAGCCAAAGGGUGAAUGGUGGCUUCAAAUGAUCAGCCAAAAGAAACUUAGAGAAUAGCUUAAAUUCAGUUUCAGUUUGUCUGUCUAAGCAACAUGAAAAAUGCCAACUUUAACUUGGUUUUGAUGAAGCCCAUUGAGUUCCAACUACAUUUCUUUCAUCUUGCUGUCUGAUAUAUUUGUAUUAUUUUUUUUUUUUUGCAUUUAAUGUAAUGCCUAUAGAAGCCUUUCAGUGUAUGUUGACUAUCCUGUUGGAUGUUAUGUAUAUAGCACCCUUACUGUACAGUCCCUUCCAAAGCAAAACCAGAGCUGUCUACUAUACUCAUCCUUGUUUUCAUUUGGCCCUGUGUCCUAAACGGGGGCCAAGCUUGCUGGCUUUUCAAAGAUAACUCAAAGCUUCUAUUUUUGUUAAUAAAAUGAUUAUGAAAAAGAGUCAAAAUAAAACACUUACUGAACAUUGAUCACACUAGCCACUUUGUCACCACAUUUUAUUAUUAUUAUUAUUUUUUUAUUUUAUUUUUUUGCAAUGCCUACUUGUUUUCUUUCCUGGUAAUUACUUCAUUUGUCUCUGGGGUUUCUUUAUUUGUACAAGUUAGAGUUGACAGAAGUUUUUAUACUAUAUUUUCCUACCGAGUUGUGUUUCGGUGUGAGCUAAUGACUGUUUUUGUUAACAUAGUUGGCAGGGCUUUAUUGGUGUUUAUGUGCUGAAAAUUGGCAUGUGUGCUCUGCUUUCUCUCGACAGAGUGGAAAACACCUGAAUGCUGCUGUAUUCAAAUCCAAUCACUCUAGCUGUAACACUCUUAAAUCUGGUGCGGGCGGUGGGUGGAUCGGGAGGAGGAGGGGGUGGACUUAAGAGGAUCUACCGAUUAAACUUCGGGCUGUGUGUAGCCUUUAGUGACCUUAAUGUUACUGCUUUCUCUCUGCUUUUUUUGCAAGCCUGGUGCUCCCCAUUGUCCCAUAAGCCAUGCAACAGAGAGCACUGUAGCCCUGGAACUAGUACUGUAAACAACUUGAUCAUGACGAGUAGCAUGCCCUGCUCUUACCAACACUCAGGAAUCUCCCAAGUGUAGUCUGUAGCUCUUGUGAGGGCCAUAGGCUGUGCUUACGGAAAACAACCCCUACUGUAAUAUGCUGUAUGUAUAACCUAACACCAACACAGACUGAAAGAGAGCAUUACAACAGAAGAAUCAUCACAUAAUCGUUUGAAUUUAUACUUCAGGACAUGAGUAAUGUUUCCCUUUCCCCCCUUUCUUCUUCUGAAUUAUCUGUAGUAUUUUAUCUGCUAAUUAAUUCAGCACAAAUCACCAUUACUGCCCCGAUACUUUUUUUUCAGUAUGGUGGUGCACCCACAACAGUGGUUUGCCCCGUUUCUUUUUUUAAUUUGUUUGACUUGUUUUGGUCACUGGUCUCUGCUGUUGGCACAGUUAUGGUAGCAGUGGACGUUGCUUACUUACUUUGGGAGUUCAACUAUGGUGAUUUUGAAGCCUUGUCUCAGCACUUUGUUUUUUCUUUUUUUCUGUACCUCAUAAGCCUCUAUGUAUGAAGAGUAAGUCAGAAAAAUAAUAAAUUCAUGGUUGGACAUCAUUAAAGGCCUGUUUAGCUUA
Molecule: messenger RNA, 4346 nt
Organism: Scatophagus argus
Lineage: Eukaryota; Metazoa; Chordata; Actinopteri; Scatophagidae
Gene: myclb
Product: MYCL proto-oncogene, bHLH transcription factor b
Exons: 3
Coding region: 307-1734 (475 amino acids)
Biological process (GO): regulation of transcription by RNA polymerase II
Molecular function (GO): protein dimerization activity; RNA polymerase II cis-regulatory region sequence-specific DNA binding; DNA-binding transcription factor activity, RNA polymerase II-specific
Source: RefSeq, a predicted model, not a curated record